This is a messenger RNA of Carassius gibelio (silver crucian carp), 853 nucleotides long. Its product is annotated as troponin I, fast skeletal muscle-like. Gene Ontology annotation, biological process: muscle contraction. Gene Ontology annotation, cellular component: troponin complex. The transcript is spliced from 7 exons. The record is from RefSeq and is a predicted model, not a curated record. Bases 125 to 652 code for a protein of 175 amino acids. NCBI's taxonomy places the organism in Eukaryota, Metazoa, Chordata, Actinopteri, Cypriniformes, Cyprinidae.
CCUUAUAUACGCUUCUUGAGCGCAGCUCUUCUGCUAGUUCUCUGCUUCCUCCUGACGUUCCUGUUCCAGGUCUGCACGGCUGCCUAACUUUCUCAUAUAGGGGUGAAGAAAACAGGUGGACAAGAUGUCUGAAAAAAAGAUGACAUCGAGCCGCCGGCACAAUCUCAAGAGUUUGGUGCUCAGCAUUGCGAAGGGUCUUCUGGAGAAAGAAACGGCUCAGAUUAAAGUGGACAAGGAGAAAUACAUGUCAGAGAACUGCCCUCCUCUGUCUAUGCCCGGAUCUACACAGGAACUGCAGGAGCUAUGCAAGAAACUUCACCAGCAAAUCGACAAGGUUGAUGAGGAGAGGUAUGACCUGGAGUCCAAAGUGGGCAAGGCCAACAAAGAGAUCGAGGAUCUGAAGAUCAAGGUGGUCGACCUGCAGGGCAAGUUCAAGAAACCUGCGCUGAAGAAAGUGCGUCUGUCUGCCGAUCAGAUGCUCCAGGCUCUGCUGGGCUCCAAACACAAGGUGUCUCUGGAUCUGAGAUCCAACCUCAAACAAGUCAAGAAGGAGGUCAAAGAGGAGGUUGCAGAUGUCGGCGACUGGCGUAAGAACGUUGAAGACAAGGCCGGUAUGGACGGCAGGAAGAAGAUGUUCGAGGGCGAGGCCUAAAUUCCCGGACGUUUCUUUCUUUACUUAUCAUAGGAACUUGUCAGAGCUGUGCGGUCAUUUAUCUUUUUGUCAUUUCAUCUUUUCUGUUCUCUGUGCCUCAAAUGAGCAUUUGUUUCACGCAGUGUGAGCAUCCUGAAAGGGAAUUAACUCAUGUGUAUCAUCGCAGUGCCACUACUAUUAAACGAAUGCUUCUGAGUUAAA